Onychostoma macrolepis is the source of this 655-nucleotide messenger RNA. RefSeq names its product cytochrome c oxidase subunit 5B, mitochondrial. Lineage: Eukaryota; Metazoa; Chordata; Actinopteri; Cypriniformes; Cyprinidae. Bases 62 to 442 code for a protein of 126 amino acids. The transcript is spliced from 4 exons. Gene Ontology annotation, cellular component: mitochondrial envelope. The record is from RefSeq and is a predicted model, not a curated record. Gene Ontology annotation, biological process: mitochondrial electron transport, cytochrome c to oxygen.
ACAUAAACGCCUCUUCGACGUCAUCAACCCGAUUCUGGCAGUUUUUGGGGAAGAGGAAGAUAUGGCCGCAAGGUUACUGUUGAGAAGCGCCGUCCGGGCCGCUGUGACCCGCAGGGCCUCUCCAGCGGUCGCCCUGAGCAGAGGGAUGGCGGCGGGAGGUAUGCCCACUGAUGAGGAGCAGGCAACUGGACUCGAGAAGAAGAUUAUGAACGCUAUGAAAACAGGCGCAGAUCCUUACAACUUGCUGAAGCCCAAGGAGUAUGCAGGGUCAAAGUCGGACCCCCAUCUUGUACCGUCCAUCACCAACAAAAGAAUCGUUGGCUGUGUCUGUGAGGAGGACAACACCGCUGUGGUUUGGUUCUGGCUCCAUGAGGGUGAAGCCCAGCGCUGUCCUUCAUGUGGCUCUCAUUACAAGCUAGUGCCUCAUGAGCUUCCUCACUGAUUCUGCUGCCUCCAUCACAGCGUCGCAUCCCAGAAUUCCAGAGACGUCUUGACCUCAUUCAUUUGUCUUUUUGCAAAGAAGUUCGGGUGAUGUAACCUGUCCUCCUGGUGUGGGACACAAUAUUUUAACAAUUCCUUAAAAAAAACAGUUAAAUUAUUGGAGUGUACGUUUUGCAUUUGGUCUGGUUACACCUAAUAAACAUGCUUACUCUGA